AUGGCUGUUGGUACUUUGUUAAAUGAGAAUGUUGUCUCUGAUGGUGGAACUAGUCAAAUAUAUUGGAACCAACUUUGUCCCUUGCGUUCUCUUGAGGUGAAUAGAUCAAGAUUUGCCAAUAAGUUUCUAAUGUCUGCCAUUAGUACUCAAACUGCCCCAUCUUCGUCAUCAUUUUCUUCUUCAACACCACAACAAAGAUAUGAUGUCUUUCUCAGUUUUAGAGGUGAGGACACGCGCAAUAGUUUUACCGACCAUCUAUAUGUUGCCUUAAAACAAAAGGGCAUUUCUCCAUUUAGAGAUGAGGAAAAACUUGAAACUGGAAAAUCUAUUGCACCAGAGCUUUUGAAAGCAAUAGAAGAAUCAAGGUUUGCAAUUGUUAUUCUCUCUAGAAACUAUGCAUCUUCUACAUGGUGUUUGGAUGAACUUGUGAAGAUCAUUCAGUGCAUGAAAGAGAUGAAAAUGACGGUUAUACCAAUUUUUUAUUACGUGGAUCCAUCUAAUGUACGAAAACAAGAGGGUACUUUUGCACAAGCCUUUGAUAAACAUGAAGAACGUUUCAAGGACUGCAUAGAGAAUGUGCAAACAUGGAGAACUGCUUUGACAGAAGUGGCCAAUCUCAAAGGAUGGCAUGUACAAGAUAGGCCUGAGUCACAAAUUAUCCAAGAGAUUGUGGGAAAAUUAUGGCAUAAAUUAGGUUAUUCAUUCUCAGAAAAUACUAAAAACCUAGUAGGAAUCAUUUCUAGAAGGGAGAAAUUGGAGUCAUGUUUGGAUUUAGGGUCAAAUGAUGUUCGCAUUAUAGGAAUUUGGGGAAUGGGAGGAAUAGGUAAAACAACUCUUGCAAGAGUUGUUUUUCGCAUGUUUUCAAAUAAGUUUGAAGGUGGUUGUUUUCUUGCUAAUGUUAGGGGAGUUUGUGAAAGAGAUGGUUUAGUACAAUUACAACAGCAACUUAUUCUUCAAAUUUUGAAUGAAAAUAUCAGUGUACAAGAUGUUAAUGAUGGAGUUUUUGUGAUUGAGAAUAGAUUGCGUCAUAAAAGAAUUCUUCUUGUUCUUGAUGAUGUAGAUCAAUUAGACCAAUUAAACAAGUUAGCAGGGAAUCAUACUUGGUUUGGUUUAGGAAGUAGAGUUAUUAUAACAACAAGAGAUAAGCAUUUGCUAAAGGCCCUUGGAGUUAAUGAAAUAUAUGAGGCUAAUGGAUUGACUGAAUAUGAAUCUCUUCAUCUUUUGAGUUUGAAAGCAUUUAAAAAAGAGCAUCCUCCUGAAGAGUAUCUAAAGUUGUCCAAAGACUUUGUAAAUUAUGCUUGUGGGCUUCCUUUAGCUAUUGAGAUUUUGGGUUCUUUUUUGGUUGGUAGAAAAAUCAAUGAAUGGAAAAGUACAUUAAAUAGACUAAAACGGUUUCCUCAAACAGAUAUUCUCCAAGUACUUAGAAUAAGUUUUGACACACUACAUGAAACAGAGAAGGAAAUAUUCCUAAAUAUUGCUUGUUUCUUUAAUCAUGAAAAGAAAAAAGAUGUAGUAGAAAUACUAAAUUAUCUUGACCUUUUUCCAGAUCUUGGAUUGGGGGUUCUUUUUGAUAAAUCUCUUGUUAAAUUCAAUGAUUGUACCGUGUGGAUGCAUGAUUUGCUUCAAGAAAUGGGCAAGCACAUAGUUUAUGAAGAGUUUCCUAAAGAGCCGGGAAAGUGUGGCAAACUGUGGAGUUUUGAGGACAUUAAUGAUGUACUGACAGAAAAUAUGGGAACAAAAGCAAUUCAAGGUGUGGUCCUAAAGUUGCAAAAACAAAAAGAGGCAUAUUGGAAUCCGGAAUGCUUUUCAAAGGUUCUUGAUCUUAAAUUGCUCAUAAUUGAUAACGUUCACCUUUUGCGUGAGCCCAAAUAUCUUCCUAAUGCCUUGAGCUAUCUUGAUUGGAGUGGAUACCCUUCAAAAUAUUUUCCAUCAAGUUUCCAACAAAAGCCUUUUGAUAGUUUGAAGUUCAUCAAAUUAAAGGAAUCACUAAAAUUGAUUGAAACCCCUAACUUCAAUGAAAUCCCAAAUCUUGAGAAAUUGGUUCUUAAGGGUUGUACAAGUUUACAUUCCUUGCACCCAUCAAUUGGAGUUCAUCAAAAACUCACUUUUCUUAACCUAAAAGGUUGCAAAAACCUUAGAAGUCUUCCAAGAAAGUUGGAAAUGGAGUCUCUUGAGAUCCUUAUUCUUUCUAGUUGCUCAAAUUUUUUAAGAAUUCCAGAGUUUGGAGAAAAUAUGACAAGUGUAUCAAGGCUUUACUUAGAUGGCACUGCUAUUACAAAAUUACCUACAUCAAUUGGGAAUUUGACUGGCCUUGCUUUAUUGAAUGUAAAAGAUUGCAAAAAUCUCAUGUCUCUUCCUAGUACCUUUUUUAAUAUGAAGUGGCUUAAAGUUCUCAAUCUUUCUGGAUGCUCAAAACUAGAAAAUUUGGUGACUGUGAAAAGUGUAGAGGAGGUUGAUGUGAGUGGAACUGCCACAGGACUUGUGCCUUAUUCUAAUGCUCUUUUUCAAACUCUUAAAAACCUAGCUUUGGGUGGAUUUAAGCCGAGAAGUCCCAAUCGUAUGGGCUUGUUAUCGACUUCUUUAUUGGGCUUGUGUUCUUUGACCAGUCUGAAUCUAAGUUAUUGCAAUCUCAAUGCAAUCCCCAAUGAUAUUUGUCGCUUAUUCUCUUUAGAAAAAUUAUGUCUAAAUGGAAAUAAUUUUGGUUACCUUCCAGAAAACAUGACUCAACUAUCUAGGCUAUAUUUGUUGGAGGUGAACAAUUUUACAAGUCUUCGAUCAUGGCCAAAGCUUCCAUUAAAUAUUGAUUCCAUUUGGGGAAAGGGUUGUACCUCAUUGGAAACGUUACCAGGUCUAUUUCCAUCAUAUUCUUUAUCAGGGAGACACCUCUUCUUUACAAAUUGCAGUACAUUGGCUGAGAAUGAUGGCUUCAUUGAUUGUGAAUUGCUGCUUUUUGAAAUGAUAACAAGUUCCCUUCUAUUCCCAGAGCGUGUUAUCCCUGGAAGUGAUGGUAUGUUUGAUAACAUUACCGACAGAUAUGGUAGUGUUUUCCCUGGAAGUAAAAUUCCAAAGUGGUUUAGGCAUCAAAGAAGUGGGGAUGAAGUUAGUAUACAAGAACCUAAUUCUCUUUUUUGUAAUGAGUGGAUUGGGAUUGCUGUUUGUGUUGUAUUUUGUUCUCAUCCACAUCACCAAAUUGCCGUAGAAAGUUCACUUGCCUUUUACUUGAUAGUCAAUGGAUUUCGAACAGGUGUGUUACUAGAGAAGAUGGGCGACAUUGUUCCUUUAUUAGAUCACACUUGGCUACUUUAUUUGCUUCCUCAAUACUACGAGAAGAGAAACAUAAAUAUAAGAGCAUUGUUGGUACAGUAUUGUGAUGCAAAUGGAUUCAGUCAAAUUGGAAUUAGUAUUAAAGCCCGUGGUAUUUCCUGUGGGAAGACAUGA
Messenger RNA from Quercus robur (English oak), 3438 nucleotides. RefSeq names its product TMV resistance protein N-like. Bases 1 to 3438 code for a protein of 1145 amino acids. Lineage: Eukaryota; Viridiplantae; Streptophyta; Magnoliopsida; Fagales; Fagaceae. Gene Ontology annotation, molecular function: ADP binding. Gene Ontology annotation, biological process: defense response; signal transduction. The transcript is spliced from 7 exons. The record is from RefSeq and is a predicted model, not a curated record.